Molecule: messenger RNA, 1236 nt
Organism: Beauveria bassiana ARSEF 2860
Lineage: Eukaryota; Fungi; Ascomycota; Sordariomycetes; Hypocreales; Cordycipitaceae
Exons: 1
Coding region: 1-1236 (411 amino acids)
Source: RefSeq, a predicted model, not a curated record
AUGCAGACCAAGGGGCUUAUGUUGGCGGCGGCCCAUUGUGUGGUGCUCUGUGCUGCCUACGGCCAUAAUGCUUGGGCGCCCAGACAGGAACAGGGCGAAAUUGUGUCCCCGAACUGGAAGAAUUUUACCAACACGACGACAACCUCUUCCACAACCACAACCUCUUCCACCACGACCAGCUCUUCCACAACGACCAGCUCUUCCACAACGACGACGAGCACGACGACGUCCCUCACCACAUUGACAACCUCGUUGAUAACCACCACCAACGACACGACGACGACGACGACGACGACUACUGAGGACCCGACUAGCAGCUCCCAGUCCACCGACUUGAUUGCCUCGACGACAAAUACUACCAGCAGCAGCUCGGCCUCAACAACUGACGUCAACUCGGCAGCCAAGUUCACGAGCCUUGGGGCCGGCAGCAGCGGCAACUCGAGCAGCAGCGACAGUCCUAUCCGGUCCACGCCCUUUGGCAUCACGCCGAACGCCACCGACAUCACGUCUGGGCUUUCGUCGCCUUCUGCCGGCAUCACCCUUUCACGGGCAAAUGCGACCGACUACAGCGUCCCGCUGCCGACGAGCAGUCUCGCAUCUAGCUCCGCAAAUGGCACCAGUCACCGGAACCAGUCAACCACGACGACGCCUGCCGUCCUGCCAACAAGCGGCUCGCUCCUCAACAGCACUUCUAUUCACUCCAACACCAGCACAGCCACCAACACAACGACUUCGACAAGCACGCGGUGCGGUGUGGCGGGCAGCUUCGUGACGCCGCCUAGCCACGCCACCAAGGCCGACAGCAUCGACGACUGCGCAUCGGCGUGCCGCGCGCGCGGCAGCCUGUGCAAGUCGUUUGAGGCUGGCACCGUCGAUGGCGACGGCAACAAUUGCUGGCUCUUUGCGCACAGCCUUUCCGACAUGGAGAUUGGCUCCGCGCAGGACGGCUUCAGCUGGACCUUUUACGACCGCGACUGCGACGUCACCUCGCGCUGCGGCCUCCAGGGCAGCUUCAUCACCAAGCCCAUUGAAAGCCUGCGUCUCCAGACGCUCGGCGACUGUCAGCAGGCGUGCCAGGCCAACAGCGGCUGCCAGACGUUUGAGGCCGGCUCGCUCGACGGCAACGAACACAACUGCUGGCUGUUCGACACGCCCAUCACCUCGCUCAAUAUUGGCGGCGCGUAUACUGGCUGGCAAUGGUCCUUUUUUGACCGCAACUGCCAACUUGCGCCGUAG